Molecule: messenger RNA, 2241 nt
Organism: Desarmillaria tabescens
Lineage: Eukaryota; Fungi; Basidiomycota; Agaricomycetes; Agaricales; Physalacriaceae
Exons: 3
Coding region: 93-2183 (696 amino acids)
Source: RefSeq, a predicted model, not a curated record
GCGAAAAUUCCUCUUUUAAGACCCUCAUCAUUGGAGCUUGGACCGUUGCUUCCUUCCUUGUGAUACAUGAAUCGCCCUCCAACACAAGCACCAUGAAGGCUACAAUUGCUCGUUCUGCGCGUCUUGGGCGCAAGGGCCAUAUAUUCGGUCAAGUUCUCAACGAUUCUCCCUCCGUUCCAGACAAGGAGUUGGCAAAGCAAAUGUCUCGACGCAUUAAAAAGGCCGAGAAGGAUGAGCGUAUGGAUAUAACAAUGGCACUGACGCCCGUGAAAACCUAUAUGGGUGGUUUCACGAGGCCCAAAGAAUUCCGAAUGGGCAACUGGCUUAGCGGUGGACGCUACCUAUCCAACUCGAAGAUGUAUGAGACUCCUCACCAGGCAGCAUACGAGCCCCAUACUGUCUUUCUCCUCGAAUCUCGCUACCCUGUCAAAUACGGAGUCGGCCGCACCGAAUGUGUAGACCAUAUCGUUGCUUUCUGUCGAGCUGCCGAUUUUGAGGCCGUCCUGAAACGCUACAACUCACCUCGAGCGCCUUCCGAAGCUCUAGAGUCGAUGGACAAUGCCCGCUGGCCUUGGACGCCGCAGAAGAAACUCAAGCGUGUUUUGUAUCACCUCAAUGACGAGCUGAAGGACAGCUUCGAGAACAGCGAGGACGAUCUAUUGCAGGAGCCUGUUGUUUCGCCCAACGCAGCUGCUGACCUUGCAACGUCCCCGACACCGCCUCGUCGGGAACGUCCUGAACGUCCAGAGGAUAAACUGAAGCAGACGCAAGCAGUUGUUCAGCGGCAUAGAGAGGCUGAUCUUGGCACAGUCAGCACGGAGAUGAAAUCGAGGCAGGAAAAGGUCCCUUUCGAGGUCGAGCACACCGACGGUACCUUCCAUCAUCCAAGUGGUUUCCAGCCUCCAACGUCUGCGAAUGGCUUUGCUCAGUCUCCUCUUCCUCCCCCCGACGCAGUCGAUAUGCGUCCCGUUCGUCAAGGAUCCAAUAAUCCUGACGCCGCAGUGGAUGCCGAGCAGUGGAAAGCUAUUCGAGAGAUGGAGGGUAAGGGCGGCGCACUCAUGGCAGACUUGACAGCUAGCGCGAUGGCUGGUGGACUCGUCGCACACACGGAACCACGGGACGAGAAAAUACCUACAGAAGUCAGUGGUGUCGUCACACAGGGUUCUUCCCAGCCUCCACAGCACGCAUCUGGAUUCAUACCUCCCACUCCUGCUAUGGCUCGAGGAGAAACGGAGGCUUUGACACACACUGAUGCUGUUGAAAAACACCAAAUUGCCGUCGCUACGCUAAGACGGCAGUACCAGAAGGUGAUCAAAGAGGAGCCCUUCUGGCGUCCACUGCUUGCAUUGACGUUCGCCACGCGCCCGAUGGGGGCGUCUAUUGUGCGUCUAUCAAAGUCCUUGUCGCGUGGAUUGCCCUUCCAUGCUACGCUCGAUAACCAUGACAGAAAGUCGGCUGCGACGUUGGGCAACCGAUUCCGUUGUCUCCGCCUGCAGAGAAUGGAAGAUCUUGCAGUUGAAAUGUCGCAACUCCUUGCUGGUGCAAGGGGUGGAUUGGUUGGGAUACGGUUCAGCCCGGAGGAGAGAGGGCGGGGUCUCAACGGUGAAGGUCUGGAUGCUCCGAUACCUUGGGAAAAGAGGGUUAUUGGUGUUGGUAUCGGUUCGUGGUAUGAGCGCGCUGAGGAGCUGAAAGAAACAUACCGUAUCGAAGGAGAGGAGGAAGUGAAGCAAAAGUACCUUCCCGAGGACAAAAACGACACAUUCUUGGUCUAUGACAUCGACGAGAAGGGCCGAACGGAUAGAAAGGACCUGCCUUGGCAAGUACAAAUCGAUUCCGACGCAUUAAAGAUUCCCGGAGAGCUCCAGGAUGUCCUAGAUGAGAUCGACGAGCUCGAGAACGCUUUGGACGAGGAGCGCGAUCUUAUUGCGGAUCCUAUACAUGUGUUGGUUCCUGCGAGAGAGGAAGUGAGGGAUGCGCAGGGGUAUCUCGUGGAAUCCCAUGAUGUCGCUCCGGUGGUUUUGGUGAAGAGUGCUAGUCGAGAGACGCCGCCGGGAUUCCAUCUCUUGUAUGGUGGUCAGGCGAGAAAGCAUAUGAAGGAUAGGAUCGAGUACCUGAACAAGCUUCAUAAAGGAGAGCUGGCUAGGCAUUUUGCGAGUAGACUGAACCAAGUUGUGUACCCGUAGAGCAGAUCUUAGACCCCCUACUUACUUGAAUAUUCAUUGUAAUAUAACAAUAUUUUAC